This is a messenger RNA of Thelazia callipaeda (thelaziosis nematode), 567 nucleotides long. Lineage: Eukaryota; Metazoa; Nematoda; Chromadorea; Rhabditida; Thelaziidae. The record is from the annotation of a GenBank genome assembly.
AUGCCGCGCGUUAAAAGUGUUGUUUCUAAGGUUUAUAAAAGUCCUAGACGUCCCUUCGAGAAAGAGCGCCUUGAUCAGGAGUUGAAAUUAAUUGGAGAGUUUGGUUUGAGAAAUAAAAGGGAAGUUUGGCGUGUGAAAUAUACACUUGCAAGAAUCCGAAAAGCUGCUAGAACAUUGCUAACACUAGAAGAAAAAGAUCCAAGGCGUUUAUUUGAAGGUAAUGCCUUAUUACGUCGUUUGGUACGUAUCGGUGUGUUGGGUGAAGAUCGCAUGAAACUUGAUUAUGUGUUGGGUCUAAGAGUUGAAGAUUUCUUAGAACGUCGUCUUCAAACUCAGGUUUUCAAGCUGGGCUUGGCGAAAUCUAUCCAUCAUGCCCGUGUUUUAAUAAGGCAGAAACACAUUCGUGUUCGGCGUCAAGUUGUAAAUAUGCCGUCGUUCAUUGUUCGCUUGGAUUCACAAAAGCAUAUUGAUUUCUCACUGAAAUCACCUUUUGGUGGUGGUCGUCCAGGUCGAGCAAAGAGACAUAUUUUGGCCGACGAAGGUGAUGCCACUGAUGGGGAUGAAUAG